AUGUUGGAUACCGUGCUUGUGAAUUGCGUGCUUCUUUACCGUAAGGUUACUAAUUCAAAUAUUUCAAGUAAAGAGUUUAGGCUUAGUUUGGCUUGGGAGUUAAUUAAAGAAGCUUUAGGUGAUGAAAAAAAAAAAGAACUACUUAGCGAUGAAAUGUCUUCUCAAACUCCACCAAAAGGAAAACGAGUUGUUCACGUGACUAAAAAUUUCGAACUACCCUUAACCCGUUUGUUAGAUGAAGACCAUUUAGUUGAAUGGAUGGAAAAAAGAGAAGCUUGUGUCUAUUGCCGCUAUAAAUCACAACGUGGAGAAAAAGUAAUUAAUUAUGAUAAUCCUUCGCAAAGUCAGUUGUGGUGCAGUAAAUGCAAAGUGCCAUUAUGUUGCUCUAAAGCAAGACCAUAUUGCUUUAGAGACUAUCAUUCUAAAAUACAAGAGUAG
Molecule: messenger RNA, 438 nt
Organism: Scutellospora calospora
Lineage: Eukaryota; Fungi; Glomeromycota; Glomeromycetes; Diversisporales; Gigasporaceae
Source: the annotation of a GenBank genome assembly